Molecule: messenger RNA, 1220 nt
Organism: Ruditapes philippinarum (Manila clam)
Lineage: Eukaryota; Metazoa; Mollusca; Bivalvia; Venerida; Veneridae
Product: cadherin-24-like
Biological process (GO): homophilic cell-cell adhesion
Cellular component (GO): extracellular region; membrane; catenin complex
Molecular function (GO): cadherin binding; chitin binding; calcium ion binding
Source: RefSeq, a predicted model, not a curated record
GGCGGGUUAACAGCAACAACUGAUUUGAUUAUACGCGUUAAAGACGUGCAGGAUAAACCACCUUUCUUCACUGGUACAUAUAGAAAAGCUAUCAAUGGACGUAUUACACGUGGAACUGGUGUAAUUCAAGUCAACGCUGUUGAUGGUGAUUCAGGGAUAUCUAACGAGAUAUCUUAUUCUGUUCUAUAUAGCAGUUGUGGAGACUUGUUUGCUAUAGACAAUCACACCGGUGUCAUUUAUGCUGCAACGAAUGUAGAUAUAAAUACAGGAAUAGUCAGCCAACAGUUUGGACUCUGUGUUUUGACCAUAGAAGCAAGUGAAAUAGAAAUGCCACACCAAAAACAGUACGGUUACACAACUACAUCGACAAAUGUUACGUUAAUACUGUUGGGUGUUACAUACAACACACUUCCGAGUGUCAGUCCAGCCUGCAAUAACGCCGGUACUCAAUAUACAACUACAAACACAUCACCCCCUACCAAUAUACCGCUUUCUUGCAAAGAGGACUGGGACUUUGAUAAUCCUUGCAAUAAAAGCAAUGUGCUGAAGGGAGUAACGAAGUUUCCUCACCCUGACUCUAUCUAUAAGUUUUUGAUAUGUGAUGUCUCGGGAAAAACAUUUUCGGCACAAUGUCCAAAGAAUGAGGUUUUUCAUGCUGAUUGCUCUUUGUGUGCAUUACCAAACCAAACCUUUUCAAAGUUAUGUACGAUAUCAAACAAGAUGUUUAGGAAUCCUUGUUCAAAAGAAAAUAUCAUAGCUGGUAAUCUGACUUUUCCCCACCCAGACAGCACAAAUAAAUAUAUACGUUGUGAUAGUCGAGGAAAUGCAUGGGAAGAAGAAUGUUUCUCCGGCUCCUUCUGGGAUCAAACACAGAUGAUUUGUGUGUUACCUGAAGCUUUCAAUCCUUGUCACAACGUGGCAGCAUUGUCCAGACACUUUAUCCUCACUACUGUAAUCCUCGCUUAUACGUCCAGUGUGAUAACAACGGUCAUCCUUUAGUUCACAUGUGUCAGAAGGAUUACGUGUUUCUACAUUAUGAUUUACUUGUUCUCCACCUGCGUUUCCAGGUACAAAAUAUCUAAGGUACACAUGUAACUAGGCUUGAAAGAAGUCGCAUAUUAAAAAAACAUUUUCACCACAGAAAUUCUUUUGUUUUAUUCAGAUUGAUGAUUUUUACUAUAUAUUAUACGAUGUAAAUAUGCAUAUAUAUAUAAGCAUUC